GGCUAAGACAUCGGGAUCUCCUUCACCGUGGUCCUCAAACGAGCCUCGAGCUCCGUCAGGUACACAUCUCGCAGCCGGCAGCUCACGCACUCUCACGCACGUUCGUUACGCACGCUCGCCGCUAGCAAACAAAUUGAAACGCAGGAAGCGAAAGAGGUGGCAAAGGAAAAUGAGGAUAACUUGCGUGCUUCUCGGACUGUCACUGCUGGUCGCUUACGCGCGUGCCAGUCCUGUCGUCAAAAGGGAAACGGAGUCCGAUGAUCUCAGUCCAUUGAACGAGGUGUACCUAGUAGAGGCGGACGAUGAUCAGGCGGUGGACGGUGAGAGGUCAGACAGGGAUAAGAGGAAGAUCGGUGUGGUGAAGCUGGGCAUAUCCAACGGGAUUAUAAACUUCGUCUUCGGUAAGCUGGAUUCUUUCAUCGACUCGAAGACUAAAGCUCUAUCUGAUUUGGACGAGGCGAACAAAAUAAAAAACGCUGCGUUCGGUAUCGAUGCGAAGCAAUCUGCCACCAGCAAGUUCAUCAGCGAGUUGAUCGCUCAGAAGAUUCAAGCGGCGAGUGGGAGCGUAGGACCGGUAUUACACAGCGCUCAAACUUUCUUCUCGAAUGCCAAGCAAGGAUUGAUCGGAGCUGCGGCGUCGAAAUUGGCGCCGCUUAGCUCCAUUGUCUCCGGACUGUCUGCUGGUAGCGCGUCGAAAACCGACUCCCAUGAUUCAAGCUCAGGAGGCGCCUUCGGAGGAUCCACUGGUCAAAUUUUAGCAAAUGUACUGAGCUCGAAACUCGGCAGCCUGUCGUCUUUGAGCCAAAGCAGUAACGGUGGUUCCAGCCAUAACUCCGGUCCAUCGAGCGAGUCCGGCGUUGGCGUGAACCUCGGAGCGUACGCAAACGUUGGAGGGGGUUAUCCGACCACCACGGAGAACAUCCCCGAAUUCGACAGGACGAAGGUAUCUUUGGAUAUUCCGGCCCAGGCAUUCGGUACCGGUUUCACCGUAGUUACCAAUAUCAGUAAAAUCCUCAGCAGUCUGAUACUCAACUCAGCCCGCAGAACACAGACAGUCCUAGAGGUGUUCAAGCCGUUCUUCCGUGGAUCCUUCGCAAUCAAGGGUCUACCGUCGGAUAAUCCUCAUUAAAAUGAACUCGUUGAAGACAUGCCGUGUAAAUUAUUCCUUAAGGGUGCUCGACGAGGACCCCGGUUAAUCAGCCGUUAUCGUUACCCGCUAACGAAAUCACAAACGAUUCCAGAGGUCCUUAUUUAAAUAUAGUCUGAAGACAGAAACUGAGAUCUGGUUAAUUUCAAAGUAAAUGUAAUUGGAAGCUCAGGUGUAGCUAGUGGUUUUUGUUAGAUAUUUUAUUAGAACGAAUUGUAAAAUGUAAUAGUCUUAUCCGACAAUGGAUGACAAAAAUAAUCCUCCAGUUCCCAUAAGAACUCACAAGUGCAUUUUUAUUGUAAACUUUUAGAGCCAUUUAGUUUUAUCACCAAAGAUAAAAUAACAUUUUGUGUACCAUAGAAUAAUUUGACCGGAGAUCUGGGAAUUGGAUGAUUACUACGAUAAUGAAUUGUAAUAAGUGCCUGAUAAGGUUUCCUAUGAUCAUUAAAUCUUGUAAUGUUUCCUA
This is a messenger RNA of Ceratina calcarata, 1613 nucleotides long. RefSeq lists its product as uncharacterized. The transcript has 7 exons. The coding region runs from base 170 to 1129 and encodes 319 amino acids. The record is from RefSeq and is a predicted model, not a curated record. NCBI's taxonomy places the organism in Eukaryota, Metazoa, Arthropoda, Insecta, Hymenoptera, Apidae.